Apis mellifera (honey bee) is the source of this 4587-nucleotide messenger RNA. RefSeq names its product lateral signaling target protein 2 homolog. The coding region runs from base 3093 to 4118 and encodes 341 amino acids. The record is from RefSeq and is a predicted model, not a curated record. NCBI's taxonomy places the organism in Eukaryota, Metazoa, Arthropoda, Insecta, Hymenoptera, Apidae. The transcript has 4 exons.
GAGUCCAAAGAAUCCAAAUAUCAAAUACUAGAUACACGACAUUACCAAAUAAAUUCAUUAAUUUCCUCUUUAUCCCCUCAAACCUUUCUAAUCCCCAGCAAAAUCCCACAAAUAUCAUCCAUUACCUUAAAAAAGAAUCCACUGCAUCAUUACUGGAACAAAUUCGAUAUCCCAAAUUCCCAAUACGAAUCCCACCCUUUACACAAUUUUCCUCAAACCUCUUAAUACCGUUUGCAAAGAUAGGAAGAGAAAGAAAAGAAAAGAAAAGAAAAAAAAAAAUCUCCGCGAUUACAGGCAAAGGUGACCGCACUAUGGGCAGAAAGGGAGGUCGCCGGAGGGGGCGUCCGUGGGGAGGCGAAAGGAGGGUGGCAUCUGGUGGUGGAAGUGGCAUUAGGAAGGGGUAGGGCUGAACGCAUCCCUGCCAGACCGGCCACCUGCCUACCAACCCUGUCUGCUCCACCACGCUUCCCAGUAUUCGGGCGAUCGCUACUACUCGCGCACGCAGUUCCCCUGCUGGGAUGUGCGUAGACCGCGCCACCGCGCCGACACGCAUCGUACUAGCGAAUUACGUGCCAGCCAGCGUAGUGGCAACGUGCUCGAGGUGACGUGUCCGUCGCAAGGAAGAAAAAGGAAGGAAAAGGAGAAAGAAAAAGAAAAAAAAAAGAAAAGAAAAGAAUCUUCACCUGUGCACGAGCAACCGAAAUACGUUCGUCACGCCACCCCAGCUAUGGAUCCGCCGGGAAUCACUCGUGUGCCACGAGUGCCCCUGAACGACGCAACCCGUCGUGCGUAACUCGAUUAUUGCUGCGGAUUUCGCGGCUCGCGUCUCGACGAGCGAGAUUCGGCCGAUACACGUUGCGACACGAUUUCUAGUUUAUCGGUAGAACGGAUGUUGGAACGAGGAUGGAUGGAUGGAUGGCUCGUGAUGCGUUGGCGUGUCUCGAAACGUGAUUAAUGGACACGGCGUGUAAAUUGGGGAUUCGGUCGGGAUCGUUUUGUAUCGAGGGCCGCAUCAAUGUUUACCGAGUUUAAUAGGUCAAACGAGGAGCACUCUUGCGCUCGAGCCUCGCAGGCAACGGGUUGCUCGUUUCGAUUGCCCAUCAACGUCCCACCUCUUUCGUUCGUCGCCACUGGGGGCUUGUUAAGGACACUGUUAACGAGCAACCAGCUCGCAAGUCUCUCCGUGUCGAUCGUCACGCGAUAGAGAAAGAAUAUUUUAGUGGGAAUAUUUGCGAGUGAAAUGGGAUUACGUGCUCCCUACGUAAGAGGCGAUCAAUCACCCGAUAAGAAUGCAUAGGAUCCAACUCAGCUGACGAAGAAGAAAUUACUUUUCAAAAUCGAACUUGAAAAAAGUUUUGCAUUAACGAACUUGGUCGAUGUAUAUGUAUAUAUAUAAAGUGACUGGAUGCUUCGACAAUCUAGUUGACCCUAAAAAGAGAAAUGUGUCGACUUGUGAUCAAAUUUCUCUAUCCUCGUGAUCGAUCGAGUCAACGAGGUUCCAGGGAUGAGAAUAACGCGAAUGAAUCUUCAUCGUGGAUACUCGGUGAUAAUUUAGAGUAGGUAGCUUCUCUCUUUCUCUCUCAGUUUCGACAACACACUUGACACGAACACUGGUGUGUUCCACAACGAACGCUGCCUGACAUGGCUACGUGUUUCGACCAAGCUACGUUUCGAGCUCCACAAAGGAACGAGGUCAUUAGGUACGCGAGAAGGCAGGAAGGGUCGAGGGAAGUUGGCCACGCGAGAACGAGUCACCCCGCCACUUCUGCCGGUUCCUUUCUUUCAUCGUUCCGUAAGAACGUCACCACGGUCAACGCUUCGUAGCUCUCUCUCGAUCUGUCUGAAUCGCUCUCGAAGCAAACACUUGGGGAACCGAUUGCAACGGUACUAAUUCUUCCAUCUCUUUCGAGUGGAACGGAAAUAUCGAAUGAUCGAUCGACCAGAUGUGUGUCUGGAGUGUGACUAAUUCUGGCCAAUCGGUUGGAAGAAGCGACGGGUGAACCAGCUGAAUGGGUCUUGCUCGAGCGACGAAAAGAGAAGAACUCAAUGACGUGAGAGUGACGGAAAAGUGUCGAGUUGGGAUGGGGACAAAUCCGCUUAAACAUCGGUGUGUAACCAGCCAUGAACUCGCCGAUUUAUCGCGCGUCCUCUUUUUCAUAACUGUCGUCAGAUAGUGCGGUGGAUCGUUGAUCGGUUAAGAUUCUUUGAGGCGGUCGCGGCGGAAAGCUCUUAUUCAGGGGCCGUCGAGCGCGUUCUUUAUUCGUGUUUAAACGGGGAUUAAGUUCGAGGCGUUACAGUUCGAGUUGCUCCUCGAAUUCGUGGUAAAUCGAGCCACGAGAUGCGAAAAGGUAAAGAAAAUAGGAGAUGUAUAAAUAAUUUGAAUUUUGAAAAAAAUAAAUUGAUUCGUACGAAACAAACUUUGUUGUUCAUGGGAACAACAUCAAGAAAAGAGAAUAUUGUUCUCAACUAGAUGUCUCGAGAAGGGAAAUCUAAUCCAAAACAAAGACAGAAGAAUCUUUUCGACCAAGAAGGAAGAAAUUAUCUUAUAUUUACUUGGAAAGGCUCGGUCGAACGGAACCUCUCGAGUCGCUUAAUGGUCUAAUUAACUUCUCCCAUUGAACCCCAUCGAUCGAGGCACGCGGAACGAUCCUCUUGUUACUGAACAGGCAUCGAUCAUCAUCAAAUCAUCGAAUCAACUUCGAAAAUCGUUGAGAAAAAUUAGUUUUUGGAGAAAACUUUUCGAAGGGAUGAAACCAAUAAUAAUAAUAAUAAUAAUAAUCGUUUUUCUCGAAACUCGGUCGGUAAUCGCGAGGCAAUCGGUAAAGUAGAGAAAUCUAUUCUUGAUUAGAGAUUCUCCGCAAGAUGAAAGAAGAGAGAAGAUAGUCGGCUACAUGUUGUCCCGAUUCAUUCGAGAUCUUUCAGUGGAUAGUGCCGCGGAAGAAAGUGGAAAGAAGGAGGAGGGGAAGGGGGAGGAUUCCGGUGUUUUGUGACCGUUCGGUCAGCGGGCCUUGGAGAAGUCCCGCGACGGUUCCUAUUACAAAGUGGUCGCAAUCGAGGCCGGUGAACGUAAUGUGGCCCGGAUAGGCGAAGAGAUGAUGACGGUGACUCCGUCCACAUCCGAUGUCGCUGACAAGGCAGUGUCCACGGACGAUGGUGGCAGUGGUAUGGAGGUGGCACGCCUCGAGGCCGUCCUCGCCGCCCUGGUCGAGACCAAGGUGGAGGCGAUCAAAGCAUCCUCGGCCUUGGGCAAGCGUUCCGGUAGCGCGCCGGCCAGCCCUCGCCGGCUCAGACUCACCUCGACGUCGACCGCCUCCUCCUCCCUUAACCACCAACAUCGAAGGAAGAGUCAUCAUCAUCAUCACCACCAUCACCACCACCACCAUCAUCAUCGCAGGAGGCACGACUCGGCGCCGUGCAACGACUUCAUCGACGAGGCGGCCACCGAUCAUCACCGGCACAAUGGGCAUCAUGGUAAAACACGGCGGAGGGCGUCAGAGAGUCCACGGCGCCCAAAAAAAAAGCGCAAACACUCGAAAAGCCCGCACAUCCUUCACGGCGUGAUCCAAGACGUGCCGACCGGUCUUGAUUCGCGUUUAGAGCUUUUCGGGAUGGAUGGUGAUCAAGACCUCGCAUUGAUAAACUUUGAAAGGACUCGAGAAACUCUCAGCGAUUCCUGUGAAUAUCCACAGUUGCACCGAAGUGCCUCAUAUUUUCCCCAAAGUACCGCUCAAUUAAAGAUCCACUACGACGACGACGAUUACGUGGCGUUGAACAUAGCGGAUGAGCUGGAAGAAGAGGAGAUCUUGAGCGGUACUGAAAAAAUCGAGGCACCUCGGGAGAAGUAUCACCGGCCACGCAGAAAGAGGAAGCGAAAACGGCGCAAGAUUAACAAUACCGGUCCUCAAGAAGAGCUCGUCGAUCCUGAAGAGCUUCCACCGCGGGCGCGUUGGACGAUCGUGGCUACAGCUUGCCUCCUUCUCACCAUGUCUUUGCUCUUGGUCGGGGUUACCCUCAGGAUGGCGCCAAUCAUCGACGACAUGGUGCGCAGAGAAAACGAGGAGCUGUUGAAUUCCCUCAACAGAGUCUUCGUAACUGAAAACUCGACAAUGACACUCUGAGGAAACUGUUUUCUAAGGAAGACGAGUGGCCUGUUUUGAUGCGUCUUUCGAAGAAGUUUGAAGCAAGAAGAAGAAGAAGAAGAAGAAAAACUAUCGCUUAACUUCGAAGUUAAGAAAAGAAGAGAUCAAGGAUCGUUUUUCAAAAGCGGGCAAAGUUUUAUUACAAUUCCAUUUUAUCCAAGACGUAUAUAGUUAGGUGUAGCGAGGAAAUGGCCAAAUUUUAUUUGUCAAUGUCGACACGAGGCUAAUUUGUCCACUUUGCCGAUAGAGUCGAACUAAACUUCGAACUAGAUCUAUAACAAGAUGGUGUCGACAUCUGUAAUUCUGUCCUCGUUAUUUCGAAGGUACGUCCAACCUCACUUUUUUUCAUUCGAGUGUAUAAUUUGAUAUUCUCUGGGAGGAAUCGAAUAUUGCAUUGUCUCAAAAAUUCUUUUCUUUUCUUUUUUUUUUUAUACGAAUUUAUUAUAUU